This is a messenger RNA of Saccostrea echinata, 2171 nucleotides long. RefSeq names its product cytochrome P450 3A24-like. The coding region runs from base 316 to 1866 and encodes 516 amino acids. The transcript has 12 exons. NCBI's taxonomy places the organism in Eukaryota, Metazoa, Mollusca, Bivalvia, Ostreida, Ostreidae. Gene Ontology annotation, molecular function: heme binding; monooxygenase activity; oxidoreductase activity, acting on paired donors, with incorporation or reduction of molecular oxygen. The record is from RefSeq and is a predicted model, not a curated record.
CGUUGAGUAGGUACACGCUAAAAACGUAUACAAGUCCACAAAUACUCCGGGUGAAUGAUUAGAAUAAAAACGUCAUAAAUGGAAACAAUCAGCGAUCCAAACUUCAUUGGGAUCGAAAAAUCAAUGGUCAAAGGAAUUAUGACCACGCGCAGCAUUAGCAACACCUCUUUCUAUGUUCCUUUUUAUAUGAAGAAAAUAUCGUGAUUUGAUUGGCUAGUCUGUAGGACUGUCGACCAAACAAAUAGAGGCGAAUAUCCAGGUAGAGUCACUCAAAGUUACAACACUUGUGCUACAAACUAGGAAUUUACAGACAAUAUGAUAACGCACGUGCUUUUAGUUGUUUUGGUGAUAUGUUUAAUAUACUUUUACAGACAAAGAAAAGAAAAAAUGCAAAUAUUUGAAAAAAUGAAUAUACCGGGUCCCAAACCAAAUUUCUUGUUUGGAAAUUUACUCUCAUUUUGGAAAAUGCCAUUGUACAAGAAAUUCCAAGAAUGGUAUAAAGACUAUGGAAAAACUUUUGGGUAUUUUGAGGGGCCAACACCAGUCUUAGUAACAGCUGAUGUUGAUCUUCUACAGCAGGUGUUUAUAAAACAGUUCAAGAAGUUCCAUGCAAGAAAGGUUUUUCCCGUUCAAGUUGAUCCAGACAGCGAUGAAAAUGUUCACAUGUUUUUUGCAAGAGGAGAAAGAUGGAGAAGAUUGCGGUCCAUUGUAAACCCAGCAUUUAGUUCUACAAAAAUGAGAACGAUGACACCUCUAAUAAAUCAUAGAAUUGACCAACUAUUAGACAUUAUCCAUGACCACAACACCAAUGAGAGGAGCUUCGACAGUUAUGAGCUUUUCCAGAGGUUAACACUGGACACCAUCGCCGAUUGUGGCUUUGGUAUGAACACAGAUGCUCUCAUAAAUAAAGAUGAUAAAUGCAUGAAGAAUUGCCGAGGGGUGAUACGGGAUACCACAAAACGACCGAUUCUCUUCAUGCUCGGAUUUAUAUUUCCCGCCCUCCAUCGUCUCUGGAUUGGUAUUUACCAUUUCUUGGGUCUUAUUGCAUUUAACCCGGUUUUCUGGUUAGAGGAUGCAAUGAGAAAAAUAGUACAAAAACAGAAAAAGCAGAAGCCCUCGAAAUCAAACCUAUUGGAACUCAUGGUUACUUCAGAAUAUAACCCUGAAAAAAAUGAAAUUGAUGUUGGGGAUGUUGACCAGAAAGACAAUGUGGUCAAGCGGCGGCUGCUGACCAACGAAGAACUCGUAGCCCAAUGCCUGCUUUUCUUGUUGGCUGGAUACGAAACCACAAGUACAACCCUUGCAUACAUCAUGUUCGAAAUGUCGGUCAACCCCGAGGCUCAAAAGAAACUUCAAGAAGAAAUUGAUGAACAUUUUCCCGAUAAUGCAGAUAAUCCGAGCUAUGACCAGAUCCAAAAAAUGGAAUAUCUAGAUAUGGUUUGGUGCGAGACAUUACGAAAAUACCCGCUGGCUAGCACUGUCGUUGCUCGUCAGUGCAUGGAAAGUUGUACUGUCAAUGGAAUUGAUAUCCCAAAAGGCAUGCUGGUCCAGGCCAAUGUGUGGAGCGUUCAUUACAACAAGGAGCAUUGGAUCGAAGACACAGAUAAAUUUAUACCUGAGAGAUUUACUGAACAGAGAAAAUCUGAGAGACACCCUCUGGCGUGGAUGCCAUUUGGGAGUGGUCCAAGGACUUGUGUAGGACUCCGACUGGCGCAGCUGGAAGGAAAAAUGACAAUCAUUCGCAUGCUAAAAAAGUAUUCCUUCAUUCCCUCUGCCAGUCAAGAAAUUCCUAUUCAGUGCGUGGAAGGGGCAACCAUUUUGCCAAAAAAUGGUGUCAAUGUGUGUGCUAUUUUGCGGGAUUUGUAGAAAUGUUUGUUUUCAAGGAAAAAUAUAAAUCCAGUAUUAUACAGAGAUUAAAAACAAUAUACCCGUCCGUAGCUUGCCAACAAUCCAUUUACAUUGUGAAUAUUACACAAAACAUGAACGAUUCAUAUACGUGGGAAGACCUGCGACCAUUUUGUUUACAUGUUAUAAAAGUGAUAUUUGAUAUAAUUUUGAAAUGACUAUGGUGUACGUGUGUGUGUAGAACAAUUGUAUUUAUUGACGAGCAAAAGUAUUUAUUGUAUACGAGAGUGAGAAUGUCUAGUUAAUUUGUUUGAGUGAAAUUUGAA